AACCACAAAAAAGCACAAUGUGCUUUUAAAUGUGCUUAGAUCAUUUUGCUUUCUUUAACUUUUCAAUAAAUAAUGCUUAUAUUAGUCUGUCUCUGAAAAAAGUACAAAAUCAUACAUUUAGGGGUACAACAGCUUGUUUUACCUUAUUUAACCCCAAAAAGUUCAUCGUUGUACCUUAAGAGUACAUAUCACUAGGCUGAAGUACAAAUAUGCACCUUUAGAGCAAAUAGUAUAUUGUCCCAAUGACAAGCUGUUAUACCUCUAAAAGUACAAAUUUCACACAUUUUCUUUCUGAUAGUGUAUCCUAAAGAUCAUAUCAUCAUCAUAUCAUAUCAUCAAUGAUAAAAAAGGCAUUUACUUAUCCACUAGGUUCAAUAUGAAACCAUAGUCAAGCCCUACUCGUUUAUAUAUACAACUCUAGAUUGUUUAUUUGUUACUUUAUAAGAUGAUUUCACAUCAAGGUUGUGAAUAAACAAUGAGCCACUAUAUAUCAUUCACAAUCAUAUGAUAUAACCCUCUCAAUAUGAAUGCAGCUUUCAACAUUAGCCAUCUAUGAAGCAUAAACAUUAUUAUCAAGUUUAAUGCAAGUGUGUGGUUUGUUGCAGUGUGUACGGCCUUGAAAUCCAGUCUCAAACAACAUAAUCAUUAUGGUUACACCAGAUUUGGACACUGUCCAGCACGGCCAACAUACCCUUUGUGCUCUGAUGAGGAGAGGGAGGAUAAAUGUCCAUCUGGGUGUCAUCUGGAGGGUUUUAUUAAUCUUGCAGAUGAAGACAUUCGGAAACGUCUGAGAAAUAUUUGUGAAAGGAUUCAAGGAAAUCAGGACGUCACUUCAUCUGUAAUGCAAAAGAGUGUGCAGUUUUAUGGAUCACAAAGAAAAGCUAUCAUCCAGACAUAUAUGCAGGAGAUCAGAUAUGUUAAGUUUGCUGAAGACCUUCACAGAAACUUAACAUUGCUGCACAAGAGGUCUGCAGAACUCGCAAAAGACUUACAGAAGCAUCAUCACUUGAUCUGGGAUCAGAUAAAUGAAAUCCGUAGAAUUGAGGUGGACAUUGACAUCAAAAUCCGUGUGUGCAAAGGAUCAUGCAAGCAAACCUUUGACCAUGCCGUUGAUAACGAAGCCUUCAAAGCUAUGGAGAACAAAAUGCAGCAGUUCAGCAUUAUUUCAAAGAGGCGAAAAUCAUUCUCCAAAAACAAAAAACUAAAACUUCAGUCUGUUGAUCGGCCUAGUGUGUCCCCCUCUUACCGGAAAAUUCCCAUUGUUCGCACUGAGCUGCUUACAAAGUUUGAAGACAUUGAGCAGCAUCAGGUGAUUUUAGAUGAACUCCUAGAAGAUAUUUAAUCAGAUGUAUGCCUAGAUUAGUAAUAUGUGGGAUUAUUUCGUCUGACAUUGUGUAUGGUUUAGUAAUACAUGAGUAAUAUACUGACAAAUACUGUACUUAUUUCUUUUGAUUUUGUUAUUUAUUUACUACAUAUUUAUUUGACAACUGUGCCAUUUAUUUUUCCAAUAUCAUGUUUACAGUUUCAGUUUCUCUUUCUUUUUUUUUUUACAGUAGGCUAUACAUCUAACUUAUGUGCAGUAUUCCGUGUACAGUGUAAGAAGAUACAAAUAUCACUAUUUUUAUACCAGUAUAAAAUGAGAAAAAAUAAUCUACUAUGGCUCUGCCUUAGUUGCAAUGCAGACGCAAGUUCAGGGGGCAGUCGUGGCCUAAUGGAUAGAGUCAGACUUAUAACCCGAAGGUCGCGGGUUCGAGUCUCA
Messenger RNA from Sinocyclocheilus anshuiensis, 1759 nucleotides. Its product is annotated as fibrinogen alpha chain. Gene Ontology annotation, molecular function: extracellular matrix structural constituent; protein-macromolecule adaptor activity. Gene Ontology annotation, biological process: positive regulation of heterotypic cell-cell adhesion; blood coagulation; platelet aggregation. The record is from RefSeq and is a predicted model, not a curated record. Bases 842 to 1342 code for a protein of 166 amino acids. The transcript has 4 exons. Gene Ontology annotation, cellular component: fibrinogen complex. NCBI's taxonomy places the organism in Eukaryota, Metazoa, Chordata, Actinopteri, Cypriniformes, Cyprinidae.